Trichosurus vulpecula (common brushtail) is the source of this 943-nucleotide messenger RNA. RefSeq names its product ribose-phosphate pyrophosphokinase 2-like. The record is from RefSeq and is a predicted model, not a curated record. Gene Ontology annotation, cellular component: ribose phosphate diphosphokinase complex; cytoplasm. Gene Ontology annotation, biological process: purine nucleotide biosynthetic process; ribonucleoside monophosphate biosynthetic process; 5-phosphoribose 1-diphosphate biosynthetic process. Lineage: Eukaryota; Metazoa; Chordata; Mammalia; Diprotodontia; Phalangeridae. Gene Ontology annotation, molecular function: ribose phosphate diphosphokinase activity; magnesium ion binding.
AUGCCCAACAUUGUGCUGUUCAGCAGCAGCUCGCUCCAGGACCUGUCCCAGAAUGUGGCAGACAGGCUGGGGCUAGAGCUGGGCAAGAUGGUCACCAAAAAAUUCAAUAACCAGGCUACCAGUGUAGAAAUUGGUGAAAGUGUGAGAGAAGAUGUCUACGUCAUCCAGAGUGGCUGCAGGGAAAUUAACGAUAACUUGAUGGAACUUCUCAUGAUCAAUGCUUGCAAAGUUGCAUCAUCGUCCAGGGUGACUGCAGUGAUCCCAUGUUUUCCAUAUGCCCAACAAGAUAAAAAAGACAAGAGUCGUACUCCAAUUUCUGCAAAACGUGUGGCCAAUAUGCUUUCAGUGGCUGGAGCUGAUCAUGUUACAAUGGAUCUCCAUGCUUCUCAGAUACAGGGGUUUUUCGAUAUUCCAGUGGAUAACUUGUAUGCAGAACCUGCAGUACUGGAAUGGAUUCAAGAAAAUAUUGCAGAAUGGAGGAUUUGUAUCAUUGUGUCCCCAGAUGCUCGUGGGGCUAAAAGAGUGACAUCAAUUGCUGACACACUGAAUGUGGAGUUUGCUUUGAUUCAAAGAAAGAAGGCAAACAAGGUAGACAGGAUGGUUUUGGUUGGUGAUGUGAAGGAUUGUGUAGCCAUCCUUGUGGAUGCCAUGGCUGACAUGUGUGGCACAAUAUGCCAUGCGGCAGAUAAGUUAUUUUCUGCUGGAGCCACUAAAGUUUAUGCUAUUCUGACUCAUGGAAUAUUCUCUGGACCAGCUACUUCCAGGAUUAAUAAUGCUGCAUUUGAGGCCGUGGUAGUCACAAAUACAAUUCCACCAGAGGACAAAAUGAAGCACAGCUCGAAAAUCCAGGUUGUUGACAUUUCAAUGAUAGUGGCUGAAGCAAUAUGGAGAACACACAAUGGUGAAUCUGUGUCUUACCUGUUCAGUCAUGUUCCACUAUAAC